UUUACAAAUCAAACUAACAAAAUGACAGAGUGAUAUAAAAGUUAAACAUAAUAAACAUAAAACAUAAUAAAAUAAUAAAAACAUUGAAAUACAACAUCAUGUAUUUAUCCAUUUCAAACUAUUCAAUGAUCUAUUCAAAUGCUACAGAAUAAAAAUGUUUUUAAAGAAGAUUUAAAAAUGGCUAACGAUGAAGCUGAUCUCACAUUGAAAGGGAGACUUAUCCAUAGAUUAGGACCUAUCACAGAAAAGGCCCAGUCACCCUUACAUCUAUACCGGCAAUGAAGAACCCUCAAUAGAAGUUGAUCAGAAGACCUGAGUGCUCUGGUGGGGGAGUAAGUGUGUAGAAGGUCACUGAUAUAUUGGGGCACAAGUCCUGAUAGUGCCUUGUAGACAAAAAUCAGAAUUUUAAAAUCGACCCUGAAUUUCACAGGAAGCCAGUGUAGAGGUGCUAAAACCAGGGAAAUGUGAUCCCUCUUUCUUGACCCUGUUAAAAACCUAGCUGGCAUGUUUUUAACUAGCUGUAGGUGGGAUAACGCAAUUUGGGGCAGACCAAUGUACAAUGAGUUGCAACAGUCUUACCUUGAUGUAAUAAGUGAGUGGAUCACAGUUUCCAAGUCUGUAAGGGAAAUAAUUUUUUUUUAUUUUAGCAAUAGAUCUCAGGUGGAAAAAGCUACCCUUGACAACAGCACUGAUCUGCUUAUUGAAAAGUAAUGAGUCUAAAAUCACUCCAAGACUCCUCACAUGAUCUUGUACAUUCUACAACAGAGGACCUAACUGGGCAACCAGGCCAGGUAAGGAGGACAUGGAGGAACCUAAAAUCAGAACUUCAGUUUUGCUUUCAUUUAAUUGUAAGAAAAUGUUUGCCAGCCAAUGUUUAAUAUCUUUGAAGCAAUUUAGAGCAUUCUCAGGAGAACAAUUCUUGUCUACACUCACUGGGAAAUAAAAUUGGGAAUCAUCAGCAUAACAGUGAUACGAUAUGCUGUGCUUUAGAAAAAUAGAGCUCAUAGAAAGCAUAUGCUUGACAGGGAAAAUAACAAGGGUUCUAAAAUUGACCCUUGAGGGACACCACACUGUAACUGAGCCUACAUAGAAGAAAAAUUACCUAAAUUAACAGAAAACGUCCUUUCUUUUAGAUAGGAGGAAAACCACCGGAGGGUCGUACCCUGGAUGCCAACCAUACAUUCUAGACGAUUGAGAAGAAUAUUAUGGUCGACAGUGUCGAACGCGACACUGAGAUCUAAUAAAACUAAGACGACUUGUGAACCUGAAUCCAUGGAGAGAAAAAUAUCAUUAGUGACUUUCAACAAUGCAGAUUCAGCGCUGUGCUGGAACACUUCAUCUUGGAGACAACAUCUGCUAACUGUGCUGACGUAACUGGUUGAAAGUGAGUCAGGGAGCUGGACUUUGAAGGAAUUAGUGGUCGAUCAAAUUGUGAAGGUACAAUCGCACCUUUAAUCUGCUCAAUUUAGUGAGUAAAGAAGUUUAAAAAUGUUUCACAGUUCUCUUGAGUGGCGUCCAGAAAAGCAUUUCUAGUUGGGUUGAAAACAGAAUCAAUAGUUUUGAACAAUAGUUUGGGUCGAUUUGUAUUAUCAGAGAUUAAUGUAGAGAAAAACGUAGUUUUGCUUCCUUUACAGCUCUCUGAUAGUUAGUUAAACACUCAUUUAAAAUAUCAUAAGAGACCUGAAGCUUGUCUCGUUUCCACUUGCGUUCAGCUUUUCUGCACUCUUGUCUGAGGGCGCGAGUGACGUCAUUUAGCCAAGGCUGUGAAACACCCUUAACUCUCCUUGGCUUAAGCGGAGCGACAUUAUCAAGAGUAAAAGAACAAGAUUGAUUAAAAGCUUCACAAUUUAAACAAUAGAUCUAAUAAUAUAUAUUUUUAUUUAAUUUAAUUAUUAUUAUUAUUAUUAUUAUCAUUAUUAUUAUUUUAACACAGAAUCAACCCGAGUAAAGGCACUGAAGAUUUGAAGACUGUGGGGAUGUCAGGUGGUCAGAUGUGCCUGAAUGACUCUGAUGAACAGAAAUGGAAAAUGAUCUGAGAAUAGAAACUGUGCAAAAGUCAACGUAGCCAGCCUACUUUACAUCACACACGUCAAUGUUUCACUUAUACUCUUUAUCCAGAGAGCAGUUUCAUACAUGUUCUGUACAUUUACGUUCAUUCAAUAAUAGGCCUAAAAAAAACACAUAUACUGUACAUUUGCGCAGGUUUGUCGAUAUGAGGUUCCAAUCCGGCUUUACAUCUCACGAUUUCUAGGCUGAUGUACUCAAACUGGGCAUGCGCAGAGUGACUUCUGACUGGAGGCGAGAAGGAAAUUAAAGACCGAAAUUAUUCCCUAGCAAAUGUACAUUUCAAUGCUUGACGAUAAAAAAAAUUCACAUUACACGCACUACUGAGACUGAUGGAGGACAGGUCGAGACACAUGCGCCUGAGAGAAUGGCUCAUAGCGCAGAUAGACAGCGGCAAAUACGCUGGACUGAGCUGGGAAAACCAGGAGAAAACCAUGUUUAGAAUUCCCUGGAAACAUGCCGCUAAACAGGACUACAGACAGAACCAGGACGCAGCGCUCUUUAAGGCAUGGGCCAUGUACAAGGGUAAAUUUCAGGAGGGCAGGGACAAAGCAGACCCCUCCACGUGGAAAACUCGUUUGCGCUGUGCCCUCAACAAGAGCACAGACUUCCAGGAGGUUCCGGAGCGUAGUCAACUGGAUAUCUCAGAGCCGUAUAAGGUCUACCGUAUCCUCGAAGACAAUGGACGAGUCAUAGAAACUGCUGGAAACCCAUUGAUAUUGCAGGACAAUGACAGCAGCCGAGCGUUGAGAGGAACGCAUAUGCCUAUUCAGCAGGUCAACCCACUUGGUGACUCAAACAGAGAGAUAGCUCUAAAUGGCAGGUCGUAUGUGUAUCCCAGUACAGGCGCUGAAGUCUGUGGUAGCGCCAUUCCUCAAUCUGUUCCUCUGUAUUCCUCUCGGGGCCCCUUAACUGACUGCCGUCUGGAGGUGUGCUUGUUCUAUCAUGGUAACUUGGUGCAGAGUGUGGUAACUGCAUCUCAAGACGGAUGCUUCAUCCUGCAGGGCUGUUCUCCAGUAGGAAAUGAGCGCAUUUAUGGGCCUUGUGAAGCUAGGAAGGUCUUCUUCCCUCGUCCAGACAUUGUACCAUUGCCCCCGGGCAUCAGUGAUGCCAUGAGCCGCCUGCUUCCCCACCUGGAGAAGGGUGUGCUGGUGUGGGUCGCUCCAGAUGGCAUCUUCAUCAAACGCUUCUGCCAGGGCCGUGUGUAUUGGGACGGUCCGUUGGCCGAGCACAGAGAGAAACCCAAUAAACUGGAGCGAGAGAGGACCUGCAAACUCCUGGAUAUGACGAUUUUCUUAGAAGCUGUCGUCUCCGGUCGCUUUUAUCCCUUGCUCGCUCAUCAAGCUGACUGGGGUCCAGGCGUGCAUCAUUACAGCCCAGCCCGGCCCUUCGUGCUACACUCCUCCCUGCAUUGCCUCACGCCGGGGAGCCCCGCCUCCGUGUUACAGAUCCAUAAAGAUUUGCAAAAGCAUCAGCAGGGCACAGGGCCAGAGCCGCAAUACAUAGUGGAUCUGUGCUUUGGAGAAGAGUUCCCUGACCCCAGCCAACCAAAGACCAAGAAACUCAUAACAGCACAAGUGAUUCCUCUGUUUGCUGUAGAGUGUCUCCGCAGGCCUAAUCUAUCUGAUAAUAUGGAGAUGAAGCAUUCACCCCCACACAGGAGCAGUGUCCAAAAUGAUGCAUAAACAGCGAUUAACAUCCUUGUGUGUAGAUUCACCAAAUAAAAAAUGAAAUAUCUGCAUCUAACUUAACUAGAAUGGAAAAGAUCUAAAAAGAAAGAAAGAAAAAAUAGUUUAUUCUAACCAUAAUGGUCUUAUUAAUAAUGAUGGUACUGACAGAAUUCAAUUGUAAAUUCUCAAUAUUUUUGUAUGUUUUCAAAACUCAAAUAGAGAGUUUGGUUAGUCCUCUGUAUCACUUGGUUAAGUUAUUUCAGAAGGGAAAUAUGACUAAUGUGAGAAAACAGCUUGGCAUGUUAUGACAUAUUGCAAAAUUGCUUCUGUUUUUCUUGAACUCCUGAACAUUUUUUAAUUUUUGACCUGAUGGAGCCAUAAAUCAGAAUAUUUAAUCACUUUUUCUUUUCUUUUGUAGUUUCAUUAAGAUACUAAAAAUGGAAUUAGAUUCUUUCCAUAUAGAUCUAGAAAGCUUUCCUUUUAUUUCUAGCGAACAUUGUGUUACAGUCUCACAACUUUAAAAAUAUACAAUUUUAGAGCUAUAACAUUUAAAAAUAACAGCAAAUGUUAUCUGAAAAACCACAACAACAAAAAUAAAGUGAUAGAGUGUGCUUGAUCAAGAGUAGAUAUACCCGUAUCUGAGUUCAAAACACUAGAUUUCCAUAGUUUUUCCCUGCUCUCAAUCACACAGAAACAUUAAAGGGAAAACCACCAAUCACCAGAGGACCUUUCUGAUGUGUCAUUAGCACCGUCGCUCUUUAAAAAACACCAGUCCCGGGGCGGUGUGUGCGCGGGAAUCAAUCUCCAGCCAGGGCGGUUAAUUUCAUCAUUAGUGUGUUUUCCCUUGGUAAGAACAGACUGGAGUGUAAUGCUAAAGUGAACUAGCAUAUUGACCCCACACUGAAAGCUUGGCUGAAGGCUGCUAAUACAUUCAGCUUGCCUGCUAGACUGAAGGUACGAACGCAGUUCAUAAGCAUAAACAAGACUGCUUUACGAAAAUUACAAUAGACUUCUAUUUUUUUUUUUUUUUUUUUUUUUAUCAUAU
This is a messenger RNA of Myxocyprinus asiaticus (Chinese sucker), 4779 nucleotides long. RefSeq names its product interferon regulatory factor 10 (gene irf10). Gene Ontology annotation, cellular component: nucleus. Gene Ontology annotation, biological process: immune system process; regulation of transcription by RNA polymerase II. The transcript has 10 exons. Gene Ontology annotation, molecular function: DNA-binding transcription factor activity, RNA polymerase II-specific; RNA polymerase II cis-regulatory region sequence-specific DNA binding; protein binding. The coding region runs from base 2397 to 3749 and encodes 450 amino acids. The record is from RefSeq and is a predicted model, not a curated record. Lineage: Eukaryota; Metazoa; Chordata; Actinopteri; Cypriniformes; Catostomidae.